AUGGAGAGGCACAUGGUCAGAAGACCACUCUAUAAGCACUUUGAUUUGGAAAGGAAGAAUGCCAAGCAGGCUGAAGCCAGACUGAGCCAAAGACUGCAGAGAUUAGAGGAUAUCUGCCUCUACCACAUGAAAUUGCUGACCCGGGAGCAGAGACAGCUCCAAAAAGACCUGCAGAGGUUGCAGCAAGCAGAUAUCAUGAAGAAAAAGUUCUCCUCUUAUUUUGGGAAUGGAAAUCAGAAGAGAGCAGAAGAUGUUCUCAUGUUCUCACCACAAGGAAGACAGAAGCAUAGAGUCCCACAGCCUAAUCAAAUUCGAGCAUUAGGAACCAGUAUGACCCCCAAAAUAUAUAAACCCAAGUCCCAGAUGCCUCCAUCACAUCACUCUGGCCUCAAAGACCCCACGAGGAGUAAAGAGCCACCAUCGUCUCAAAACGACAGAACUGCCUUCUUCACGGAAGAGAAACCACAAGCCCAAGAGAAAGAUUCUGUGAACCCACCUAAGAGCAGAGACUCCAAUAAGGGCAUCUCUGUCCUAUGUCACGAUCAGGAGGUUUCCACCAACACCAUAGAACAAGACACUGAUUCCAGCCCAGCUGGUGACAGCAGACUGUCCCAUGCCGAUGGGACCAGAUCACAAGAUGUCAAUCUAAAGCCAGGGGGGAAUGCUGAGAAACAAACCCCCCCAAACCCCAUGGAAUGUGCAGCAAGCUUCGAAGGCGAGGUCACAAAGCCAACCUUCUUAGAGUUGUUUGCAAAGGCCAAAAACGCCCACUAUCUCCGGCAUAGGGUCCCCCCUGAGUCUGAGAGGUUGCUUAGCAUUGGGGAGAUAUUCGGGCAUGGUGGAUCCUCGUCGUCCAGGGCAGGAAGGGAGGGUGAAAACAGCGUGCCUUCUGAGUUCCUUCCUCUCUAA
This is a messenger RNA of Propithecus coquereli (Coquerel's sifaka), 909 nucleotides long. RefSeq names its product chromosome unknown open reading frame, human C1orf110 (gene CCDC190). The coding region runs from base 1 to 909 and encodes 302 amino acids. NCBI's taxonomy places the organism in Eukaryota, Metazoa, Chordata, Mammalia, Primates, Indriidae. The transcript has 3 exons. The record is from RefSeq and is a predicted model, not a curated record.